GAGGUGGGCCGGGGGAUGAAGAGAAAGGCGGGGAGGCGAGGGCGGGCUGGGCGGAUUCGACGAGCGCCGCGGCGGUUGGCGAAGCGGACGGGGUGCAGCCUCCCCGGUGCGAGGAACGGUCUCCGCUGACAGAUCCCCUUCUUCCGGCCGCGCCACUCGGGAGGCGGAUCCCCGGGGCCUGAGGAGGCUUCCCCCGGCCGGCUUGCUCUCCCUCCUUCGCUGGCGCUGCCGUGGGUCCACCGAGCGGCCUCUGAGGAGCAGCCGCAGGAGGAGGAGGAGGUCGUCGGGGGCGGCGGGCGGAGACCGCGCUCUCGCUUCCCCGGCGGCGGCGGCGGGGGCAGGACAAUGGAGGUGGCGGUGGAGAAGGCGGCGGCAGCGGCAGCGGCGGCGGCGGCCUCAGCGGCGGCCUCUGGAGGGCCCUCAGCCGCGCCAAGCGGGGAGAACGAGGCCGAGAGUCGGCAGGGCCCGGACUCGGAGCGCGGCGGCGAGGCGGCCCGGCUCAACCUGUUGGACACUUGCGCCGUGUGCCACCAGAACAUCCAGAGCCGGGCGCCCAAGCUGCUGCCCUGCCUGCACUCUUUCUGCCAGCGCUGCCUGCCCGCGCCCCAGCGGUACCUCAUGCUGCCCGCGCCCAUGCUGGGCUCGGCCGAGACCCCGCCGCCCGUUCCUGCCCCGGGCUCGCCGGUCAGCGGCUCUUCGCCGUUCGCCACCCAAGUUGGAGUCAUUCGAUGCCCAGUUUGCAGCCAAGAAUGUGCAGAGAGACACAUCAUAGAUAACUUUUUUGUGAAGGACACUACUGAGGUUCCCAGCAGUACAGUAGAAAAGUCAAAUCAGGUGUGCACAAGCUGUGAGGACAACGCAGAAGCUAAUGGCUUUUGUGUAGAGUGUGUUGAAUGGCUGUGCAAGACAUGUAUCAGAGCUCAUCAGAGGGUAAAGUUCACGAAAGACCACACUGUCAGACAGAAAGAGGAAGUAUCUCCAGAGGCAGUUGGUGUCACCAGCCAGCGACCAGUGUUUUGUCCUUUUCAUAAAAAGGAGCAGUUGAAGCUGUACUGUGAGACAUGUGACAAACUGACAUGUCGAGACUGUCAGUUAUUAGAACAUAAAGAGCAUAGAUAUCAAUUUAUAGAAGAAGCUUUUCAGAAUCAGAAAGUGAUCAUAGAUACACUAAUCACCAAACUGAUGGAAAAAACAAAAUACAUAAAAUUCACAGGAAAUCAGAUCCAAAACAGAAUUUUUGAAGUAAAUCAAAAUCAAAAGCAGGUGGAACAGGAUAUUAAAGUUGCUAUAUUUACAUUGAUGGUAGAAAUAAAUAAAAAAGGAAAAGCUCUACUGCAUCAGUUAGAGAGCCUUGCAAAGGACCAUCGCAUGAAACUUAUGCAACAACAACAGGAAGUGGCUGGACUUUCUAAACAAUUGGAGCAUGUCAUGCAUUUUUCUAAAUGGGCAGUUUCCAGUGGCAGUAGUACAGCAUUACUUUAUAGCAAACGACUGAUUACAUACCGGUUGCGGCACCUCCUUCGUGCAAGAUGUGAUGCGUCCCCAGUCACCAACAACACCAUCCAGUUUCACUGUGAUCCUAGUUUCUGGGCUCAAAAUAUUAUCAACUUAGGUUCUUUAGUAAUCGAGGAUAAAGAGAGCCAGCCACAAAUGCCUAAGCAGAAUCCUGUCGUGGAACAGAAUUCACAGCCACCAAGUGGUUUAUCAUCAAACCAGUUAUCCAAGUUCCCAACACAGAUCAGCCUAGCUCAAUUACGGCUCCAGCAUAUGCAGCAACAGCAACCCCCUCCACGUUUGAUAAACUUUCAGAAUCACAGCCCCAAACCCAAUGGACCAGUUCUUCCUCCUCAUCCUCAACAACUGAGAUAUCCACCAAAUCAGAAUAUACCACGACAAGCAAUAAAGCCCAACCCUCUACAAAUGGCUUUCUUGGCUCAACAAGCCAUAAAACAGUGGCAGAUCAGCAGUGGACAGGGUGCCCCAUCAACUACCAACAGCACAUCCUCUACUCCUUCCAGCCCCACAAUUACUAGUGCAGCAGGAUAUGAUGGAAAGGCUUUUGGUUCACCUAUGAUCGAUUUGAGCUCACCAGUGGGAGGUUCUUAUAAUCUUCCCUCUCUUCCAGAUAUUGACUGUUCAAGUACUAUUAUACUGGACAAUAUUGUGAGGAAAGAUACUAAUAUAGAGCAUGGCCAGCCAAGACCACCCUCAAACAGAACGGUCCAGUCACCAAAUUCAUCAGUGCCAUCUCCAGGCCUAGCAGGACCUGUUACUAUGACUAGUGUACACCCCCCAAUACGUUCACCUAGUGCCUCCAGCGUUGGAAGCCGAGGAAGCUCUGGCUCUUCCAGCAAACCAGCAGGAGCUGAUUCGACACACAAAGUCCCAGUGGUAAUGUUGGAGCCAAUUCGAAUAAAACAAGAAAACAGUGGACCACCUGAAAAUUAUGAUUUCCCUGUUGUUAUAGUGAAGCAAGAAUCAGAUGAAGAAUCCAGGACUCAAAAUGCCAAUUAUCCAAGAAGCAUACUCACCUCCCUGCUCUUAAAUAGCAGUCAGAGCUCUACUUCUGAGGAGACUGUGCUAAGAUCAGAUGCCCCUGAUAGUACAGGAGAUCAACCUGGACUUCACCAGGAGAAUUCCUCGAAUGGAAAGUCUGAGUGGCUGGAUCCUUCCCAGAAGUCACCCCUUCACGUUGGAGAGACAAGGAAAGAAGAUGACCCAAAUGAGGACUGGUGUGCAGUUUGUCAAAAUGGAGGGGAACUCCUGUGCUGUGAAAAGUGCCCCAAAGUAUUCCAUCUUUCUUGUCAUGUGCCCACAUUGACAAAUUUUCCAAGUGGAGAGUGGAUUUGCACUUUCUGCCGAGACUUAUCUAAACCAGAAGUUGAAUAUGAUUGUGAUGCUCCCAGUCACAACUCAGAAAAAAGGAAAACUGAAGGCCUUGUUAAAUUAACGCCUAUAGAUAAAAGGAAGUGUGAGCGCCUACUUUUAUUUCUUUACUGCCAUGAAAUGAGCCUGGCUUUUCAAGACCCUGUUCCUCUAACUGUGCCUGAUUAUUACAAAAUAAUUAAAAAUCCAAUGGAUUUGUCAACCAUCAAGAAGAGACUACAAGAAGAUUAUUCCAUGUACUCAAAACCUGAAGAUUUUGUAGCUGAUUUUAGAUUGAUCUUUCAAAACUGUGCUGAAUUCAAUGAGCCUGAUUCAGAAGUAGCUAAUGCUGGUAUAAAACUUGAAAAUUAUUUUGAAGAACUUCUAAAGAACCUCUAUCCAGAAAAAAGAUUUCCUAAACCAGAAUUCAGGAAUGAAUCAGAAGAUAAUAAAUACAGUGAUGAUUCAGAUGAUGACUUUGUACAGCCCCGAAAGAAACGCCUCAAAAGCAUUGAAGAACGCCAGUUGCUUAAAUAAUAUGCAGCACCACUGGCUUGUGCUGGUUUUUAGAUUUUUUUGUUUUCAAUAAACAUUUGUCAGUAAUUUAACAUCACUACAAAGAAGAGUUUGUGACUACUCUGAUCUCUGUUUUGGCCAUUUCCUAGACUUUGAUUUCCUUAAUAACCCAUUUUUGUUAACCUCUUAUCACUAAGAAAAAGAAUAAAGAAGGAAAUGAAUGGAAGAAAGAACAUGGAGGGAAGGCAGAAGGGAUGGAAGAAGGAAGCAUUGAAUACAAAGACAUUCUUCCCACUUCUUGGAUUUUUAAACUACAAUCUGGAGCGAUGGCUACUGUAGAAAGGAAAUAGACUUUGUAUGAACUCUUAAGUUGAAAAGUAUAUGUGGUUUGGAUGUGUGCGCUAAUUCAGUUUUAGAAAUACCACUACCCGUGAAGUACAUGGCCUGACCAUAUGGGUUAGGCGUAGUAUACUGAAGAACAGUACUCCACAAACGUGGGUGGUAACAAGAGUUCCAUCCCAGGAGGCCAACCGGUGCAACAGAAGGGUAGAUUAGAUGCUAUUAAGAAGGCACCUAAUAGUACAUUAUGUAAGAGGGCAACUGUAUUAAAGAAAAAUCAGGAAAACAAACAUUUGAUGUUUUUGUUUUUAUCUUGUCUAUAGAGGUAUUGGUAUAGCAGGUUUUCAAGGCCAUUUUUCAUACCUUUCUAGAUCUAGAUUUUCAACUUCUUCCACUGAGGGAAGUAUACAUGUUUGGUUUUGCUGUGUGUCUAUGUGUGGUUUAACUAUACAGGUGAUCCUUUUACAACAGGCUCCUUGUUUGCAGUAUAGCUUUUAGUGGAACUACCCAAAAUAUAAAUACAGCAGUGUGCACUGUAUUUGAUGUGAGGUUUCUUCAUCAUAUACCCUACUGGGCAUUAAAUAUAAGUUCCUCUAAAAGGGACUCGCUUUUGUGGUUUUCAUCUGUCUAUAAUUUGGAAUGAAAACGCGUUGUGGGAUUUUGGGAACAGGCAGUUGGGGGAAAUAGUGAAUUUUUUUUUUCCUGAAGCAUCUAUCAACCAUGUUUUUCUUUCAAGAGUCAGAACAUCACAUUUAGUCUUUGAUCUGACUUAAUUCUGAUUUUCCUGAUAGAGAUAUAAAAGACCUAUAUUCUGAGGACAAGCAUAUUCUUAAUGGGCCAGACCUAGCCAGUUCAACUGAUACAAAUUUAUUCCUUUUACUUGUUCAGUGUUUUUUUUAGGAUCAGAUGAAAUGUCAAAGAAAGAAACCAGAUUAAGAUAGAAAAUUGCUGUGCCAUACACUAAUCCAGCAUUUGACAAAACACCUAUUUUUAGUUUGCCAAAGUUAAUUUUCCUUUAUAAAUCAUUAACUGGAGUAAAUUUGUCUCCUUAGAUGAUAGAAUAAAAAGAGCUGACUUGAAAGAAGGCUAUUAUUUGCAUUAUAUCACCCCCCAUAAAUUCAGCAUAGACGACUUGGUUUUAUCUACAUGGCUUUACUUAAAGUGGAAAGUGUUCUGUGGCUAAUUCAUUGGGUUUUCAGGUAUUGCUAAAGGUAAAAUACAAAAAGAAAACUUGUUAGCAAUAGCUUCCCAUUUUUUAUAUAUAGGUCUCAAUCAUAAUAUGUCAAUUAUAUAUUGUUAAAAAGUCCUAAUCACUUUUCCAGAUGUGUGUUACAUGGUAAUGUUUGUCACUAUUUUAAAGAUGCAUUUGACAUUUGUUCUCCAAAGAGUGCUGGAAUGGAUUUUGGUAACUGUGCAUACACCUUUUGUCUGUCUUUGCUCUAGGAUUUUAUUUUUAGCACAGCAGCUGUCGCGCUUUUGCUAAUAAGUUAUUGGUAUCUUAGAAUACUGUUCGUCUGACAGUUUGUUCUUCCAUACUUGUCUCCUGAGUUAAAACAGCAAUGCAGAUAAAUUAUCUUGAGAGUCAUCACAAAGGGAGUUAGAACUUGUGAGAGUAAAACUAUAAUUUCCUAAUGAACCCCAAACUGUCACUAUUACAUUCAGUGCCAUAUUUACCUUUUAAAACAGUAUUUGUUUCUCCCUAACAAUCUUUGGCUGAAUGAAAGGCAGAACCAUA
Molecule: messenger RNA, 5455 nt
Organism: Sapajus apella (tufted capuchin)
Lineage: Eukaryota; Metazoa; Chordata; Mammalia; Primates; Cebidae
Gene: TRIM24
Product: tripartite motif containing 24
Exons: 19
Coding region: 346-3402 (1018 amino acids)
Molecular function (GO): zinc ion binding; protein binding
Source: RefSeq, a predicted model, not a curated record